AUCUUGGCGAAAUCAGACUUGAGGAUUUUCACCUGAGUUUCCAAGUUGGAGGUCCGAAUUCAAGAGGCGUUCCAUUGCACUUUUCCAUGUAGGAAGUUGGAAAUUCCAACUUUCCAAGUUGAUUGGAACUGCAGCACAAGGUAUGUGCCCUUGCCUCACCAAAUCCGGAAAUUAAAGGAUUACUCUUAACUGCCAAACACUGGAGAUCUGGUAUGCAAAAGACCUCAUGAAAGUCAAGAACGGUCAACCACCCCUACUCCUGCCCUGUUGAGAAGUACUGUUGAAAUGUGCAUUUGGACAUUGAAAGACCUCAAUGCUGCAUUUGAUGGAUUUAUAACUACUCAAAGAAACUGUUUGAGAUAACCAUAUGUGUUCACCUGUGUGAUUUAAACGGAAUAUACAAUGAAUUUUCUGGACAUCCAUCAUGGAUUUCUAAAUCCACUUGCUGCUCUCCCAUGGCCUGUUUUCAUGGUGCACAUCACACCACUCUAAAGAGGAACUUGAUGAUGGCAAAAAACACAAUUCAUGACAUUAUGUUGCUGCGUUUCCCAGAGCACAUGUACUGGGGAGGGAUUCUUCAAGGACUAUAUCCACCCCCUCUUUCACUCUUUCCUCUUCUCCUCCUAAUGUUGUUGCCCUCAGAUGCAGUAAGUAGUGUACCAGGUUUGGAAUAUGACUGGGGCACCCAACCUAAACUUGUUUGCAUCCCUAUCCCUGCAGAUGCAGACCCAAGUUGUUUCACACCAGGUGGGGCUGCACUUGGGCCUAACAGCAAUGGGCAUGGGAAUGGACAUCAUGGACCAGUUAGUGGACUGCCAAAUGGUCAUAGUAGUAGUAGUGGUAGCCGACAUGGCAUAUCUGAUGAGGCCAAAGCCACCAUCCUUCACCUGAGAGAGAGCCUUGUGCAACAGAAAGAAACCAUCCUCGAUCAGCGAGAGACCAUUCGGGAACUGACAGCAAAAUUGAUCCUCUGCGAGGGCUUUGGGAGAGGGGCAGGAGGGCACCAUGAUGACCAUCAUGGCCCUUCACACCACAACUCUCAUCAUUCCACACAUCACCAUGACAACCAUCAUGCUGAUCCACACUUCCCUUUAAACGGGCAUCGCAAUGAUCAUCACAGAGGCAAAUCUCCAUAUCUGGGCAAACAUGGGAGCUUUUCCCCAGAACAAACAGGAAAGACCUUGCAAGCUUUGAAGGAGAGGCUGGAAAAUCUUCAGACAAGAAAUUCUUCCAGUUCCUAUUCAAGUUCUUUGAGAGACCUCCUACAACGUAAAAUUAACGCACUGGAAGAACAGCUCCAUCAUCACUAUGACAGUCAUCACAACUAUGGUCACCAUGACAAUCAUCAUGGAAAUGAUCAUCAUGGUGAUCACGAUCACCAUGAUGAUCACGAUCACCAUGACCAUGAUGACCAUCAUGAUAACCACUCCAACCACCAAGCAAACCACCAAGCAAACCACCACGAUGACCAUCACUCCAACCAACAUUAUAAUCAUCAUUAUAGUUAUCACUACGACCGACACAAUGACCACUAUGACGAUCACCAUGACAAUCAUCAUAAUGGCCAUGAUGACCAUCAUGUCACCCACAACAACCACCAUGACGAUGACCAUGAUGAUGGCAAUCAUGACAGUGGUCAUCAUGAGGAUGUGCAUCAAAGCAAUGGUCAGCACGAUGAUCGACACCAUGGCAGUGAUGAGAAUGGACACCAUCCUCAAAUCCCUUACAAGCCAAAUUGGUCAAGAGCUCCUGCCCGUGGAGCCCACAAUAAAUUAGAAACAGUGCUCGGUAAUCUUCACCACAAGACUCCUGAAGCAGGACCAAACAAGAAGCUUAAGAAUCCUGACGCUUUUCAGAUUGGGUUUCCAAUGCGUACCAACUAUAUGUAUGGCCGGAUCAAGCGCACCCUUCUGAAUGAGAUCUUCGCCUUAACAGUUUGUCUUUGGUUAAAAGGGGGCUCAGGUCCUGGGAUCGGAACACCAUUCUCAUACUCUGUCCCGGGUCAAGCCAAUGAACUUGUCCUGAUUGAGUGGGGCAACAAUCCCGUGGAGCUACUAGUGAAUGACAAGGCCGUCACUCUUCCCCUUUCUCUGACGGACAGUAAGUGGCACCACCUCUGUGUGACAUGGUCCACACGUGAUGGCAUGUGGGAAGCUUAUCAGGAUGGUGUGAAAAGGGGCUCUGGGGAGAAUCUGUCCUCUUGGCAUCCAAUUAAACCAGGAGGAGUCUUUAUCCUCGGACAAGAGCAGGACACUCUGGGUGGCCGUUUUGAUGCCACACAGUCUUUUGUGGGCGAGAUGUCGGAUCUACAAUUCUGGUCACGUGUGCUGACCUCUACCGAGAUCUACAACCAAUCUUCCUGCUCCAGCCAUCUCACUGGGGAUGUCAUCACCUGGAGCGAGCCCAUGAUCGAACUCCAUGGAGGAGUCACAAAGUAUCCAUUUGACCCUUGUCAUUAAGGAUCUAAUGACCAGCAAUCCCAAAAAGAGCCAGAUGUUGAGAUUAUAGGCCACCAAGUAUAUACUUCCUACUUUACUUGCAGCUUGAAAGGUGGACAAAUACUGUAUGAGUCCAGAUGGCAAGACGUUGAAUGCAAAGCCGAAUACAAGGCAAGACAUCGAAGGCAAAGCCGAAUACAAGGACUCCGACAGCAGCUGCUAAUGCAGAGAUUCCCAUGGCAGGCUGAAAGGAUUCACUAUAUUCCAAAAAGUUCCAUAUAGGAAUUGGGCAUUUCCCUUCACAGUUGGUUCACUUCCAAGUGGAGUGUAAGAACUGUAUAAAGUAAGAACUUCAGUUCACUGAGUACAAGCAAAGACACUCCACAAAAACAAAACAAAAAAAGAAACAACAACAUUACAAUUUGUAUGAACUGUGAAAAUAUACUAGACUGAAGUUCAUUAGAAGGGACAGAGUGGAACAUUUUAUAUCUGUAAAAUUCAAGUUAAAUUCAAGAAAUAUAAACUUUUUUCCAUUUCUUUGGAGAGACCAAUUUGAAUUGGCUCUGGGCAGCAUGGAGGCAACAAUGAGUUUUAAAGGCCUACUUUAAGCCAUUGUAUUACAUUUAAUUUAUGCUACAUUUCUUUUAAAGCAUGGGCCCGUAUUCACAAAAACUCUUAUGGCUAAAAGUAGUGAAUGCAGAAAUGUAUGACCAAUUCGUUUCACUCCAAAUUUUAGGACUUCUUAAGUGUGGCUUUUCGAGCGUGUUACCGUGGAGACAGCACGGGCUUUGGCUUUCUCCACGGCAUCCACGCACAACUCACCACGUGCCCCAACGAGAGCGAGAACCACAUUAUAAAGACCACAAGGUGGUUAACCCAACGUGACUCUACCUACCCUAGCAACUGAGCAAAUUGGCUGCUUAGGAAGCCUGACUGGAGUCACUCAGCAUGCCCUGGAUUCGAACUUGUGACUCCAGGUUUGGUAGGCAGCGUCUUUACUUGCUGAGCUAACCCCUACUUGCUGAGCUUCCUUGCUGAGGUCCCUCACUGGACACAUCUAAAUAAAACUGUGUAGUGUGGAUGAAUUGGGAAUUUCUGUAAUUUGUCAGCAAUAAUCUAUCAUAUAUAUGCCCUCUCCACAGGGGCAUAGUUUCCAGGAGUGGUGGGGGAUUGGUAACACCCCCCCCCCCACCCACCACCACCACCACACACACACACACACACACACACACAAUAUUUAUACCAAGAUCAAAGGAAAUAUGUAGGUGCUUCACACUCCAACCCCGAUAUUCAAGCCAAGUCUUUGCCCUUGCCUCUCCAGACUGCAUAUCCUGCGACAAUUCAUAGUAUUUUUUUCUAUGGAUCCACGUUCGUGUCUACAUUCAAAAAGAGGGCAUUUACAGGGAAUCACGAUAAUCGUGGAGCUGUGUUUUGAUGCUGUUUACGGGAUCUAUCUAGCUAUCUAUCUGUCUCUGUCUGUCUGUCUGUCCGUCUAUCUAUCUUAGCUGACAAAUAGCUGUUACCUGUUUACCAAUCACUGAGGGUGAUUUAAAAGAGUGACGUAAUAAAACAUGAUGUCAUCCUUAGCAACGAGGUCAACUCUGCCUUACACUUAUCUUAAGAUUACCUUACUAAAACUUGGUCUUAGUAAUUUUGUGAAUAGGUUUUAAGCAAAAACGCCAAGGUAGGAACUCUUUGGAGAACUACUAGUGUUAAGAUAUAAAUCUUUGAAUACGGGCCCAGGACUCCAAUUAGUUCUGAUUAUAGUGUAUAACCCAAGGUGCUCUUUCAGUCUUAACAAUCAAUAAUAAAUUAUGCUAAGAAAAGAUUGUAAUGUUUUUACAUGCAUGCAAAUAUUACAAAAAGCAAGAUAAAGGUUUUUGCAGGUAGAUGUGUCUGCGAGUAAAAUAAUAAAUACUUUUCUUUUUUUACUAAAUGUCAACUGUUGUCUUUUUCAAAGCUAACCUCACAGAAAAGACAUCAAAAACAUAUACGUUGGACUUCAGGUGGUUGCCUUGAGACUCAUUCUGUCCCUAUGUAACAGCAUUUGACAUAUAAAGAAUUAGUAUAUUCAUUUUGCCAAAUUUUACCAAAAAGAAAUGUAGUUGUGUGUGAUUUACCACAGAAGUUCACCUGCUCUAUUUUUUAUUUUUUUUUUUUUCAAAAAGUGCACCUUUUUGCAGUUUACCCCCUCAUUUUGUAUUUAAUUAUAAUACUUCAUUUUGGUGACUUUUUAUGCACUAAUGUGUGCUGGAUUAGCUUGUCUGCUGGUAUCUUAACGAGCACGCGUUUUGAUGCACUUUUUUUUGCGCUAAUAAAUUUUUACUACAAUGUUGUCAAAUUGCUUACCAAUAUAACAAGCGUACCCUGUGUGGCAGUCUUUUUGAACAUAUGUUCAAUAUUCUGUGACAAUGACGCUGCUGCCUGUUUCUCUUCAGUCUCUCCUGCUCUUUUCGCCCCAUACUCACUAUCCAUCUGGAUGUCGUUGUCACUGACAGGCAUCACUGAUUUA
Messenger RNA from Xyrauchen texanus (razorback sucker), 4950 nucleotides. Its product is annotated as neuronal pentraxin-2-like. The record is from RefSeq and is a predicted model, not a curated record. NCBI's taxonomy places the organism in Eukaryota, Metazoa, Chordata, Actinopteri, Cypriniformes, Catostomidae. Bases 456 to 2459 code for a protein of 667 amino acids. The transcript is spliced from 6 exons.